UUUGGUCUACAGGGGGAAUUUCCUCAGAUCAAAGUGUUUUCUAGUCUGUCACCUAUCCCAGGAUUCACCAAGUGGCUCAUUGGACUUCUGACCUCACAAACAAAGGAACAAGGGAGAAAUGAACUAUUUACAGCUGCAGAAUGCCAAGAAAUCUCUGAGAUCACAGGUGACCCUGCUGCUGAAAAGCUAAAGAGGCUCUUAACUAACAAUGAAUGGGUGAGAUCAGAAAGAUUGGUCAAAGCAUUGCAUUCACCAUUUAUGAGGCUCUGUGCUUGGUACCUGUAUGGAGAGAAACACCGUGGAUAUGCCCUUAAUCCAGUAGCAAACUUUCAUCUUCAGAAUGGUGCUGUACUGUGGCGGAUAAAUUGGAUGGCAGACACAAGCCCCCGUGGGAUCACUGCUUCAUGUGGCAUGAUGGUAAACUAUCGGUAUUUCUUAGAGGACACAGCCAGUAACCGUGCAGGAUAUCUUGGGACAAAGCACAUCAAAGCCUCAGAACAGGUUCUUUCCUUGGUGUCUCAAUUUCAGCAAAAUAGCAAACUUUAAAUAUACAAGAAGAUUUUAAGAGUGAGCAUUUCUCAUUUGAAUGAAGGGGUAUGAUAUCUUGGGAUGUACUUACUGAAAAGUGAAUGUUUGUAAUAAAACAAUGAGCUCUGUUCUUAGUCACAGCAGGAUGCAAAAUUACAUUAUCUGCCAAAAUUACUAUAACUUUCUUACUUGCACUGCCAGAUACUCAAGUCUGAUACAGUAUGGUUGAAUUAUUGCCAUACUUUACAUUCACAUGAGCUGGAAGUGUGUAUUAAAGGCUGUGUAAACUCA
Molecule: messenger RNA, 819 nt
Organism: Chelonoidis abingdonii (Abingdon island giant tortoise)
Lineage: Eukaryota; Metazoa; Chordata; Testudines; Testudinidae
Source: RefSeq, a predicted model, not a curated record